AUGCUGCAAGCAUUUUCUUACGAGAAUGCUGAUCCUCUGGGGCUUAUAGAGCCUCUGAGCCGAAUGCACCUAAAUCGAAAUGGUUCGCAUAACGAUGCGUCUAACGAGCCAAGCUUCACCCCACUUCCAUACAUGACAUUUGCCGCAAACGAAUCCAUUUGUUCCUUUUCCGUUGCCCAGCCGGUGGCACCUGGAGUUAUAUUCACCCACGACAAGUCCAUUUGUUACGAAUUCCGACCUCAAAAUCCCGACUUUGAUGCGCUCUCGAAUUUCAUGUGCAAUUUUUCUCCCGGAAAAACAACCAGCUUGGUCUGCGAUUGGAUUUCAAUCGAUAAUGGUACGACCCAUGCGCGUUCACCAUCACCUCUGUCGGUAGCGGCAAUGAAAGCGUCUUUUGAGGAGCUUGCGUCGGCUCAUCGACGCGAUGGGAAUAUCACAUUGACUGUCGCGUCGCUCGAUGAACUCGCGCGUCGACAUGGGAUAACGGCAGGGAAAUGGAUGAUGUUUUGUACAACUGGAGAGGUAGAUAUGGUUUGGGAGAAGGUCGCGAGAUUUUGUAUGGAGGAAAUGAAGGGGUACGCCAGGGUUUCACCGAACAAGGGAGAUGACCAGCAUGUUGUUUCGGUCUACGUGGAGGACUUUGAGAAAUACUCCGAGGUGAUGAGAGUGAGGGAGGCGCUGAAGGAGAUCGGUUUCAAUCGGCCUAUUGGAUUCAAGAUGGACGCGUAUACGUUGUUGGGAAUUUACAGGAAGAAUCCUUGGGGAAUUAAUUGCAACAGGUACUAUGAGUAGAAAGUUCACUUUGCUCAUGGUGACUCCUCGUUUUUAUAAUAAACACAGUAGCUCGUGAAUACUACAAUAUUAC
Marasmius oreades (fairy-ring Marasmius) is the source of this 865-nucleotide messenger RNA. RefSeq lists its product as uncharacterized. Lineage: Eukaryota; Fungi; Basidiomycota; Agaricomycetes; Agaricales; Marasmiaceae. The transcript has 3 exons. Bases 1 to 792 code for a protein of 263 amino acids. The record is from RefSeq and is a predicted model, not a curated record.